Molecule: messenger RNA, 2455 nt
Organism: Triticum aestivum (bread wheat)
Lineage: Eukaryota; Viridiplantae; Streptophyta; Magnoliopsida; Poales; Poaceae
Product: transketolase, chloroplastic
Exons: 7
Coding region: 89-2215 (708 amino acids)
Biological process (GO): pentose-phosphate shunt
Cellular component (GO): cytosol
Molecular function (GO): transketolase activity
Source: RefSeq, a predicted model, not a curated record
CUUGACCAGCUGCCACCGCAGCGGACACUCCUCGCCUCCCCAGCAAGCCACGCGCGCGCGCUCAGCUCGGCAGCUCGCAGACCCAGCCAUGGCGACGCCCACUCCCGCUUCCACGGUGGCUGCCUUGGCGUCCGGCGGCCGUGGCGGCUUCCUCCUCGCUCGCGCCCGGGUCGCCCCUGGUGGCCGAUCCACUGCGGCUGCGGUCCGUGCCCAGCCGGCGGCGGCCGAGCUGGUGGAGCGGUCGGUGAACACCAUCCGGUUCCUGGCCGUGGACGCCGUGGAGAAGGCCAAGUCCGGCCACCCGGGGCUCCCCAUGGGCUGCGCGCCCCUGGGCCACGUCCUCUUCGACGAGUUCCUCCGCUUCAACCCGGCCAACCACGCCUGGUUCGACCGCGACCGCUUCGUGCUCUCCGCCGGCCAUGGAUGCAUGCUCCACUACGCGCUGCUCCACCUCGCCGGAUACCAAGGCGUCACCAUAGAUGACCUGAAAGCUUUCCGGCAGUGGGGGAGCAGAACUCCUGGUCAUCCAGAAAAUUUUGAGACAGAUGGUGUUGAAGUCACCACCGGUCCUCUGGGGCAGGGCUUUGCAAACGCUGUUGGACUAGCACUUGCUGAGAAACACCUAGCUGCUCGUUUCAACAAACCCGAUUUAACUGUCGUGGACCACUACACGUAUGUUAUACUUGGGGAUGGUUGUCAAAUGGAAGGUGUUGCGAAUGAGGCCGCCUCCCUUGCUGGCCACUGGGGUCUCGGAAAGUUGAUUGCCUUCUAUGAUGACAAUCAUAUAUCAAUCGAUGGAAGUACGGCUAUUGCUUUCACUGAAGAUGUGCUUGCCCGAUAUGAGGCCCUAGGAUGGCAUACUAUCUGGGUGCAGAAUGGCAACACUGGCUAUGAUGACAUCCGUGCAGCUAUAAAAGAAGCAAAGGAGGUCAAAGAUAAGCCAACUCUUAUCAAGGUGACUACUACAAUUGGUUAUGGAUCGCCAAACAAGGCGAGCACACACAGUGUGCAUGGGAGCGCUUUAGGUUCCAAGGAAGUAGAGGCAACCAGAAAAAAUCUUUCCUGGGCUCAUGAGCCUUUCCAUGUGCCUGAUGAGGUGAAAAGGCAUUGGGCUCACCAUCUUGACGAGGGUGCUUCUCUUGAAGCUGAAUGGAAUGCAAAGUUUGCAGAGUAUGAAAAGAAAUACCAGCACGAGGCUGCUGAGCUAAAUAGCAUAGUAUCAGGGAAGCUGCCUGAUGGGUGGGACAACGCUCUUCCAAAGUAUACCCCUGAAAGUCCUGCUGAUGCUACAAGGAACCUAUCUCAGCAAUGCCUGAAUGCUCUUGCUAAAGUAAUACCUGGAUUUCUUGGAGGCAGUGCUGAUCUUGCAUCAUCAAACAUGACAUUGCUAAAGAUGUUUGGUGAUUUCCAGAAGGACACCCCUGAAGAGCGAAACAUCCGUUUUGGUGUCAGAGAGCAUGCGAUGGGUGCCGUUUGCAAUGGCAUUGCUGUACAUAGCCCUGGCCUGAUACCUUACUGUUCGACAUUCUUUGUGUUCACUGACUACAUGAGAGCUCCUAUACGCCUUUCGGCCUUAUCUGAAUCAGGAGUGAUCUUUGUGAUGACUCAUGAUUCUAUCGGACUUGGAGAAGAUGGGCCGACACAUCAACCAGUUGAGCAGUUGUUCAGCCUCCGAGCAAUGCCAGGCAUAUUAAUGCUCCGACCAGCUGAUGGAACCGAGACUUCUGCUGCUUAUAGGAUCGCGGUUAUCAACAGGAAGAGGCCCUCUAUCCUUGCACUGUCUCGGCAGAAGCUCCCGCAGCUGGAAGGUACAUCGGUUGAAGGCGUUGCUAAGGGAGGAUACGUCAUUUCUGACAAUUCCUCUGGCAACAAACCUGACCUCAUCCUCAUCAGCACAGGCUCUGAGCUCGAGAUCGCAGAAAAAGCAGCCGGUCAGUUGAGGAAGGAGGGGAAAUCUGUACGGGUUGUCUCGCUUGUUUGCUGGGAAUUGUUUGAGGAGCAGCCUGAAGAGUACAAGGAGAGUGUCCUACCAAGCGAGGUUACUUCCAGGAUUAGCAUUGAAGCCGGUGUCACACUGGGAUGGGAGAAGUAUAUCGGCCAGAAGGGCAAAGCAAUCGGCAUUGACCGCUUCGGUUCAAGUGCCCCUGCUGGGAGAAUAUACAAGGAGCUUGGUUUGACGGUGGAGAAUCUCAUUGCAACAGCCAAAUCACUGUAAAAGGAUCAUUGCAUUGCUCAACAAAUGUAUAUGAAGGUUCGCUCAUAUAUCCUCGUAUAUGCUAUUUUAAUAAUCAAUAAAGGGCAGUCUCAAGGUUGGUUUGUUACAGCUCGGGGAGCUUAUUGAGGUGUAAAUAAUAACAAUGUCUGCCUAAUAGGUCUAAUAAUUAAGCCAGUUUGUUUUUCCAACUCAGCUAAGUAAUAGAUAGUUCUGGGAGUGCCCGCUGCAAUUCAUAUAGAA